GCACAUUCUUGGAGUGGAUCUGCAUUUCAGAAAGUUAACAGGUGGGAGUACAUGGAGUACCACAUUUUAAGUCGAGGAGAAGAUGGUGCCUGCUCCAUGAUGAUGCCACCAGCACCUACGACUUCCUCGACCACCACCACCAUGAUGACGACUUCCUCGAAUGUGGCACUGCGUCACUGCCUCAGUGAAGGCUUGCCCUGCCUGUGAUCCUCUUGAUGUUUCUCUCGAUGCACUGAGAUGUCAAUGAUUGCGGUUGUGAUGCUACUCUUCUUGAAAUCUUUGCAGAUUGCAAGGAAAUCAUGGCAACUGUUGGGAGUACACAAUCGUAGCAUUUUGCUGCGUAUGUCGAAGGCAGAUGAAUCUAUAUGCAAUGCUAUAGCCUGGUGCCCUUUGACUUUAUCUUGUCGGUUGGCUAAGCCCACUUGAAGGUUGGCAAGCUCGCGUUGUCAGGCUAUGUCAACGUGAUACGCAAUUCAUGAGUGGGCUAUGUACGGUAAGGGUUCAUUUUCCUUAGAACCUCUCUCUUUAUUGGAGAAAUGGAGCCAUGUUAUUGGUCGAGGACGUUCCAGCGACCUUACAAAACAAAUUGCCAACUGAAAACAGGGUCCUGGGUCCAUAGCAGCAUAUUUUGUGUCCAAUAGAGGCUUGAAACAACACAGAUUCUUGUGGGGCUCUAUCUAAUAGGCUGCAAUGUUCAAAGGUGAUAUCGUUCUUCCCAACCGAAAUCUUGCGAGACGUCACUUUUGACGGUAAUCAUAGUAGUGGACAAAGUCACAUCAGGUGCUGUCUUUGGGACUUGCAUUUUUAGCUUCUAAUCACCAUUCCUGGGAAGUUCCUGCGCAUCUUUGUUUUCCCCUUUUAAAUUUAAAUAUGAUGAUUUGUUUCAUCAUCUCUUUGCCUUUGUGUUUGUGCUCCCCAUUGUCGCAACUAAGAAAUGAUUAGCUUGGAAUCACCCAAAAAUACGUACUUACCGAUAAUCCUGACCCCGGUUCAUGGAACAAAGUGGUAGGACCUGUUGUUGAUGUGUAGUCAGUUGCAAGUUGAGCAUAGUGCCUGUAGAGGUGCCGAGAAAAGGCACAUCUCCUGGUGUGCUGGGGCAUGGUUUAAGGAUUCCAGUGGAAAAGUGGGAGAUUUCCCAACUUGCUCAUGUCUCCUUGAAUUGUCUUAACACCCAUUGCUAUGCAGCUGUGGUUGCCAGCUUAUUUUACUAUUAUCACUACAUAAAUAUUUUCCAUUUGUGCUGUGCAUUCAUAAUCGAUUGAGAUUCUCAUCCUCCGUGCCCUGUUCAUAACACGGAGAAAUCAUAUAUGCUUGCCAGCUUGUUUUUCUGUUGUAGUUUGUGGCAAUGGUGGAUGACACUCGUUUGCGAGGUUUGGUCGUGCUGCGAAUGAUGGUAGAGUUUUAACAGUGCGUCUGCAAGUAACUAGGAAGAUGGCACCAGCGAGAUAGAUUUGUGCUAUGACUUCCCUUUAUGGUUGGAGUCAUGUAGAAUGGACUUUGGGUUGGCAUUCCGCAGUUUCUCUGGCUACUGUUUGAUUGAGUAUGUGGCUCAGAUGAGAUGACCUUGUUAGUGCCGUCAUGGGAAAUCUCGAGUUGAUGUCUCGUGUCAUCGUGAAUCCGAUUUGAGGCGAGAGUUGACUUGCUCGGCCGGCGCGUAUAAAUACAUGGCCGCUGAGACACACGUCAAUCAUUCAUCACUCGCUCUUACGCACACACAUACACACGCGUGCGCACUAGGCGAUGUAUCAUCAUCACUCCUCCUCUUCUUCUUCUUCUUCAUAUACUUGUCAGGGAAGCAAUGGCUUCCUCCCUUCCCAACCGUCGGCGUCAAGCUACGGUGAUCUGUUGCAAGCAGAGCAGCACUGCUACUACUACUCCCAGGAGCUGCAGGGCCAGGCGCCGCCGUUCCGCCGUGUGCUGAGCAACGGAGACCUCGGGGCGCUGCCGCCGGCGCCGGCAACAGCAGCGGCUGGGAGGUACAGCACGGAGGAGCGGCGGGAGCGCAUCGAAAAGUACAGGAGCAAGCGCAACCAGCGCAACUUCCAAAAGAAGAUCACGUACGCUUGCCGGAAGACGCUCGCGGACAGCCGGCCGAGGGUGAAGGGCCGCUUCGCGCGCAACGUCGACUACGAUGCAGUCACAGAUCAGCCGGAGUUCACAGCGGCGGAGGUGUCCUCGAUGAUGAGCGAAGCCAACGUUGUCGUGGGUGCCGCGGACGCCGCCAGCAGCAGCAGCAGCAGCAUGCCGGAGUGGUGGCCGGCAAUGCAAGGCGCGCUGGCCAUGGAGGACGACGAGCUUUACAUCGCCGUCUCCUCCAUCAAUCUCUACUAGCUAAGCUUGCUAGAGGCGGACCGGAUCACCUCCAACGGUGCUCGUUGCACUUGUUCUGUGUCCCAUAUCCUGUUGCAUCAACUCAAACUACGACGCCAUAUUUCGUAAUGUUUAGAGGCGGACCGGUCACCUUCUUCUUGUUCUGUUAAUUAGUUGGAGUGGCUCAUGCAUCCUCUGCAACUAAAUGUAGUAAGUACGUACUAGUAAUUUUUACAGAGUAUUUUUUUUUU
Aegilops tauschii subsp. strangulata is the source of this 2561-nucleotide messenger RNA. RefSeq lists its product as uncharacterized. The record is from RefSeq and is a predicted model, not a curated record. Gene Ontology annotation, cellular component: nucleus. NCBI's taxonomy places the organism in Eukaryota, Viridiplantae, Streptophyta, Magnoliopsida, Poales, Poaceae. Gene Ontology annotation, molecular function: DNA-binding transcription factor activity; protein binding. Gene Ontology annotation, biological process: regulation of flower development.